AUGUUCAAACAGGUCUUAAGAAGUCAAAGUAGAAACCUUAUAUUAAGGAAAAGCCCAUUAUAUGCCAGUCGUGUAGCCACUUCUGCAGUCUGUGUGCCAAGCUCGAGAAACCUAUGGACAGUUUCAAGACUUCUAAGUCAAGAAUCAGGAGUUGAAAGUAAGACUGCUGAGACUUUGGCAGAUGUCAAGGGCCGUGAAACAUUAAUCGGUAAAGGUGCUAAAGAAGGUACUGUUCCAACCGAUUUGGAACAAGCUACAGGUAUGGAAAGAUUGGAAUUGAUGGGUAAGAUGGAAGGUGUUGAAUUCUUCGACACCAAGCCAUUGCAAGCCAAUAGAAUCGGUACCAUGGCUGAUCCUAUCAUAGUGGAUUCCUACGAUGAAUACAGAUAUGUUGGUUGUUCCGGUUGUCCAGCUGGGACCCACGAGACUAUGUGGUUGAAGCCAACCAUUAACCAAGUUGCCAGAUGUUGGGAAUGUGGUUCUGUAUUUAAGUUGAAUUACAUUGGUGUCAAGACCGAAGAAGAUCAUCAUUAA
Molecule: messenger RNA, 534 nt
Organism: Henningerozyma blattae CBS 6284
Lineage: Eukaryota; Fungi; Ascomycota; Saccharomycetes; Saccharomycetales; Saccharomycetaceae
Gene: COX4
Product: cytochrome c oxidase subunit IV
Exons: 1
Coding region: 1-534 (177 amino acids)
Biological process (GO): mitochondrial electron transport, cytochrome c to oxygen
Cellular component (GO): mitochondrial envelope
Source: RefSeq, a predicted model, not a curated record